UUGCGAAUCUAUCGACCAUCUCUGUAAAAUGUCUGCCGCAUCCUAAACGUUUUGCAAAAGAACCGGAAAAUUGUUAAAAAUCAACAAAAAGUGCUUCAAGUUUAUAAAAUAGCGGUUGAGCGAUGUCUAUACCGCCGUAUAUGAUACCGCCCAAUCCCUGGGCGGCCCAACUGAUGGCCCAGCAGCAAGCUUAUGCCGCAGCACAUGCACAGCAGGCCCAGCUGCAUGCGCAGCAGCAGAUGGCCAAUCAGAUACAGCAAAUACCUCCGCCGGGUGCGCCAUUGCCGCCACCAGGGCAUGCUAAUGGAGUCGCAGCACCAGCGGCGGGUGCGCCACAGCCGCAGCUGGGUCAGAUACCGACACCCAAGCCGGAUAUUCUCACCGAGGAAAAACUGCAGGAGAAAGCGCUCAAGUGGCAGCAUUUGCAGUCCAAGCGCUUUGCUGAAAAGCGUAAAUUCGGCUUCAUCGACACACAGAAGGAGGACAUGCCGCCGGAGCAUAUUCGUAAGAUUAUUCGCGAUCAUGGUGAUAUGACUUCGCGUAAGUAUCGCCACGAUAAGCGUGUCUAUCUGGGUGCACUCAAGUACAUGCCACAUGCUGUGCUUAAGCUGCUCGAGAACAUGCCCAUGCCUUGGGAGCAGAUUCGUGAUGUCCAGGUGUUGUAUCACAUCACGGGCGCGAUUACCUUUGUCAAUGAGAUUCCCUGGGUUAUUGAGCCGGUUUACAUUGCCCAGUGGGGUACCAUGUGGAUUAUGAUGCGUCGUGAGAAACGCGAUCGUCGUCACUUUAAGCGUAUGCGUUUCCCGCCCUUCGACGACGAAGAACCGCCUCUUGAUUAUGCUGACAACGUUUUAGAUGUUGAGCCCUUGGAGGCCAUACAAAUUGAACUGGACAACGAUGAAGAUAAUGCCGUCUACAAAUGGUUCUACGAUCAUCGUCCUCUAGUUGAUACACAAUUUGUAAAUGGCUCCACUUACCGCAAGUGGAAUCUAUCGUUGCCACAGCUAGCUACACUUUAUCGGUUAGCAAAUCAAUUGCUUACGGACUUAGUUGACAAUAACUUCUUUUAUCUAUUUGAUCCCAAGAGUUUCUUUACCGCUAAAGCGCUUAACAUGGCCAUACCCGGUGGACCAAAGUUUGAGCCGCUUAUAAAGGAUCAUAAUGUUGGUGAUGAGGACUGGAACGAGUUCAAUGACAUUAAUAAAGUUAUUAUUAGACAACCGAUUCGCACAGAAUAUCGCAUUGCGUUCCCGUAUCUCUACAACAAUAUGCCACACUUUGUGCAUCUUAGCUGGUAUCACACACCCAACGUGGUCUACAUUAAGACCGAAGAUCCUGAUUUGCCUGCCUUCUAUUUCGAUCCGCUUAUCAAUCCAAUUUCGCAUCGCAAUGUUAAUUCGAAAAUUCAGGAACCCAUACCCGAUGAUGAUGAGGAGUUCACGCUGCCAGAUGAUGUGCAGCCUUUCCUCCAGGAUACGCCGCUGUACACUGAUAACACGGCCAAUGGCAUAGCACUUUUAUGGGCACCACGUCCGUUUAAUAUGCGCUCGGGUCGCUCGCGUCGUGCCAUUGAUGUGCCUCUGGUAAAGUGCUGGUACAAGGAACAUUGUCCACCUGGACAUCCGGUUAAGGUGCGCGUCAGCUAUCAGAAAUUGCUCAAAUACUAUGUGCUCAAUGCGCUGAAGCAUCGCAAACCAAAGCCACAGAAGAAGCGCUACUUGUUCCGCUCGUUUAAAGCGACAAAGUUCUUCCAGACUACAACGCUCGAUUGGGUUGAGGCUGGUCUGCAAGUGUGUCGUCAAGGUUAUAACAUGCUCAAUUUGCUGAUUCAUCGUAAGAAUCUGAACUAUCUGCAUUUGGAUUACAAUUUCAACUUGAAGCCCGUCAAGACGCUGACCACAAAAGAGCGUAAAAAGUCACGUUUCGGCAAUGCUUUCCAUUUGUGCCGUGAGAUACUGCGUUUAACCAAGCUGAUCAUUGAUUCGCAUGUCCAGUAUCGCCUAAACAAUGUGGAUGCCUUCCAGUUGGCUGAUGGUCUGCAAUAUAUCUUUGCUCACGUCGGUCAACUAACGGGCAUGUAUCGCUACAAGUACAAGCUGAUGCGACAGAUUCGCAUGUGCAAGGAUUUGAAGCAUUUGAUCUACUAUCGCUUCAACACGGGUCCUGUGGGCAAGGGUCCGGGUUGUGGUUUCUGGGCGCCAGGCUGGCGUGUGUGGUUAUUCUUUAUGCGUGGCAUAACACCACUGCUGGAGCGCUGGUUGGGCAAUUUGCUGUCACGUCAAUUCGAGGGACGACACUCCAAGGGUGUUGCGAAAACCGUGACAAAACAGCGUGUGGAAUCGCAUUUCGAUUUGGAAUUGCGUGCUUCGGUUAUGCACGAUAUUGUCGACAUGAUGCCCGAGGGCAUUAAGCAAAACAAGGCACGUACCAUUCUUCAGCAUCUAUCGGAGGCGUGGCGCUGCUGGAAGGCCAACAUCCCGUGGAAGGUGCCCGGCCUGCCCAUUCCCAUUGAGAACAUGAUUCUGCGUUAUGUCAAGAUGAAGGCAGAUUGGUGGACAAACACUGCGCAUUAUAAUCGUGAGCGCAUCCGUCGUGGCGCUACCGUGGACAAGACUGUGUGCAAGAAGAAUUUGGGACGUCUGACGCGUCUCUACUUGAAGGCCGAACAGGAGCGACAGCACAACUACCUCAAGGAUGGCCCUUACAUAUCACCCGAGGAGGCGGUGGCCAUCUAUACUACAACCGUGCAUUGGCUGGAGUCACGUCGCUUUGCGCCCAUACCGUUCCCUCCUCUCUCAUACAAACACGACACGAAGCUGCUGAUUCUGGCGCUGGAGCGUCUCAAGGAAGCGUACAGUGUGAAGUCACGUUUGAAUCAAAGCCAGCGCGAGGAGCUGGGUCUCAUUGAACAGGCAUACGAUAAUCCUCACGAGGCACUUUCGCGUAUCAAGCGUCACCUGUUGACGCAACGUGCUUUCAAAGAGGUGGGCAUCGAGUUCAUGGACUUGUACAGUCAUUUAAUACCCGUGUACGAGGUGGAACCGCUGGAGAAGAUUACAGACGCCUAUUUAGAUCAGUAUCUGUGGUAUGAGGCAGACAAGCGACGUCUGUUCCCGCCAUGGAUCAAGCCAAGUGACACGGAACCACCGCCGCUACUUGCCUACAAGUGGUGUCAAGGCAUUAACAAUCUGCAGGAUGUCUGGGAUGUAGGAGAGGGCGAAUGCAAUGUGCUGCUUGAAUCCCGCUUUGAGAAACUCUACGAGAAGAUUGAUCUAACGCUGCUCAAUCGAUUGCUGCGUCUGAUUGUCGAUCACAACAUUGCCGAUUACAUGACGGCCAAGAACAACGUUGUAAUCAACUACAAGGACAUGAAUCACACGAACAGUUAUGGCAUCAUACGUGGCCUGCAGUUCUCCUCCUUCAUCACACAGUACUAUGGACUUGUUUUGGAUCUGUUGGUGCUUGGCCUGCAUCGUUCCAGUGAAAUGGCUGGUCCGCCGCAGAUGCCCAACGAUUUCCUCACAUUCCAGGACGCAGUCACGGAAACAGCGCAUCCCAUUCGUCUUUACUGUCGCUAUGUGGAUCGCAUACAUUUGUUCUUUAGAUUUUCGGCUGAAGAGGCGCGUGAUCUGAUUCAACGUUAUCUUACCGAGCAUCCCGAUCCCAAUAAUGAGAACAUUGUCGGCUACAACAAUAAAAAGUGUUGGCCCCGCGAUGCACGUAUGCGUCUGAUGAAGCACGACGUUAAUCUUGGCCGUGCUGUCUUCUGGGACAUAAAGAAUCGACUGCCACGUUCGGUGACCACCAUUGGCUGGGAGAGCACUUUUGUCUCAGUCUAUUCGAAAGACAAUCCCAACUUGCUGUUCAACAUGAGCGGCUUCGAGUGUCGCAUCUUGCCAAAGUGCCGCACUCAAAAUGAGGAGUUUACGCAUCGUGAUGGCGUUUGGAAUUUGCAGAACGAAAUUACCAAGGAGCGAACAGCGCAAUGUUUCUUGCGUGUCGAUGACGAAUCGCUUGGACGUUUCCACAAUCGUGUGCGUCAAAUUCUGAUGGCAUCCGGCUCCACCACAUUCACCAAGAUUGUCAACAAAUGGAAUACAGCGUUGAUUGGCCUGAUGACCUAUUUCCGUGAAGCUGUUGUAAAUACACAAGAGCUGUUGGAUCUGCUGGUCAAGUGCGAAAACAAGAUUCAGACGCGUAUCAAGAUUGGUCUGAACUCUAAGAUGCCUUCGCGUUUCCCGCCCGUUGUGUUCUACACACCAAAAGAGUUGGGCGGCCUGGGCAUGUUAAGCAUGGGUCAUGUGCUGAUUCCACAAUCAGAUCUACGCUGGUCCAAGCAAACUGAUGUGGGCAUUACGCAUUUCCGAUCCGGCAUGUCGCACGAUGAGGAUCAGCUUAUUCCCAAUUUGUAUCGCUAUAUUCAGCCAUGGGAGAGUGAAUUUAUUGACUCGCAACGCGUGUGGGCUGAAUAUGCGCUGAAGCGACAGGAAGCGAAUGCUCAGAAUCGUCGUCUUACCUUGGAAGAUUUAGAGGAUAGCUGGGAUCGUGGUAUUCCGCGUAUCAACACACUCUUCCAGAAGGACAGACACACAUUGGCUUAUGACAAGGGAUGGCGCAUUCGCACAGAGUUUAAACAGUAUCAGGUGCUCAAGCAGAAUCCCUUCUGGUGGACGCAUCAGCGACACGAUGGCAAACUCUGGAAUCUGAACAAUUAUCGCACAGAUAUGAUCCAAGCACUGGGAGGUGUCGAAGGCAUUCUGGAGCAUACGUUGUUCAAGGGCACAUACUUCCCCACGUGGGAAGGUUUGUUCUGGGAGAAGGCAUCUGGCUUUGAGGAGUCCAUGAAGUACAAGAAACUGACAAAUGCGCAACGAUCUGGUCUCAAUCAGAUUCCCAAUCGUCGUUUCACACUGUGGUGGUCACCGACGAUUAAUCGUGCCAACGUUUACGUGGGUUUCCAGGUGCAGUUGGAUUUGACGGGUAUUUUCAUGCACGGAAAGAUUCCCACAUUGAAGAUAUCGUUGAUUCAAAUCUUCCGUGCCCAUUUGUGGCAAAAGAUACACGAGUCCAUUGUGAUGGAUUUGUGUCAGGUAUUCGAUCAGGAGUUGGACGCUCUGGAGAUUGAAACGGUGCAAAAGGAAACGAUUCAUCCGCGUAAAUCAUACAAAAUGAAUUCUUCCUGUGCGGAUAUUUUGCUCUUCCCCGCCUACAAAUGGAAUGUGUCGCGUCCAUCACUGCUGGCCGAUACAAAGGACACCAUGGACAAUACAACGACACAAAAGUAUUGGCUCGACAUACAGUUGCGUUGGGGUGAUUACGAUUCCCAUGACGUGGAGCGUUAUGCCAGAGCCAAGUUCUUGGAUUACACUACGGACAACAUGUCCAUUUAUCCGUCGCCCACUGGUGUCCUCAUUGCCAUCGACUUGGCCUACAAUCUGCAUUCGGCAUAUGGCAAUUGGUUCCCUGGCUGCAAGACGCUCAUUCAGCAGGCCAUGGCCAAGAUUAUGAAGGCCAAUCCAGCGCUGUAUGUGCUUCGUGAACGCAUCCGCAAGGCGUUGCAGCUGUACUCCUCCGAACCAACGGAGCCAUACCUCAGCUCCCAGAACUAUGGAGAGUUGUUCUCCAAUCAGAUCAUUUGGUUCGUGGAUGACACAAAUGUGUAUCGUGUAACCAUUCACAAGACCUUCGAGGGCAAUUUGACAACGAAACCAAUUAACGGAGCCAUCUUUAUCUUUAAUCCACGCACUGGACAGUUGUUCCUUAAGAUUAUUCACACCUCGGUGUGGGCGGGACAGAAGCGCUUGGGUCAAUUGGCCAAAUGGAAGACCGCUGAAGAAGUUGCUGCGCUUAUUCGUUCGCUGCCCGUGGAAGAGCAGCCCAAACAGAUUAUUGUCACACGUAAAGGCAUGUUGGAUCCACUCGAGGUGCAUUUGCUCGACUUUCCCAACAUUGUCAUCAAGGGAUCAGAGUUGCAGCUACCCUUCCAGGCUUGUCUCAAGGUGGAGAAGUUUGGUGAUUUGAUACUGAAGGCGACCGAACCGCAGAUGGUGCUCUUCAAUCUGUAUGACGAUUGGCUGAAGACAAUAUCAUCGUACACUGCCUUCAGUCGUCUCAUUCUUAUAUUGCGUGCCCUGCACGUCAACACGGAACGCACCAAGAUCAUCCUUAAGCCGGAUAAGACAACCAUAACGGAGGCGCAUCACAUUUGGCCAACGUUAACGGACGAGGAAUGGAUCAAGGUGGAGGUGCAGCUGAAGGAUCUCAUUCUCGCCGAUUAUGGCAAGAAGAACAACGUGAAUGUUGCCUCGCUCACACAGUCCGAAAUCCGUGACAUUAUUCUUGGCAUGGAGAUUAGUGCGCCAUCGGCGCAACGUCAACAGAUUGCCGAGAUCGAGAAGCAGACGAAGGAGCAGAAUCAAUUGACUGCGACCACGACGCGCACAACGAACAAGCAUGGUGACGAGAUUAUCACCUCGACCACAUCUAACUAUGAAACGCAAACAUUCAGCUCGAAGACCGAGUGGCGAGUGCGUGCGAUUUCAGCUACUAAUUUGCAUUUGCGUACGAAUCACAUCUAUGUGAGUUCCGAUGACAUCAAGGAGACGGGAUACACUUACAUUUUGCCCAAGAACAUACUGAAAAAGUUUGUGACCAUCUCCGACUUGCGCGCUCAGAUUGCUGGCUAUUUGUACGGCGUGAGUCCGCCAGAUAAUCCGCAGGUGAAAGAGAUUCGUUGCAUUGUAAUGCCACCACAGUGGGGCACACAUCAGACGAUCAAUUUGCCCAAUUCACUGCCCACGCAUCAGUACCUCAAGGAUAUGGAGCCUCUGGGCUGGAUACACACACAGCCUAACGAGCUGCCGCAACUAUCGCCGCAGGAUAUCACUACGCAUGCCAAGAUCAUGCAGGAGAACUCGAAUUGGGAUGGCGAAAAGACAAUUGUUAUCACAUGCUCAUUUACACCGGGCUCCUGCUCGUUGACCGCUUACAAAUUGACACCGUCGGGCUUCGAAUGGGGCUCCAAGAACACAGACAAGGGCAACAAUCCUAAAGGAUACCUGCCAUCGCAUUACGAGCGCGUUCAAAUGCUGUUGUCAAACAAGUUCCUCGGUUUCUUCAUGGUGCCGGCGCAGAGCAGUUGGAAUUACAAUUUCAUGGGCGUGCGGCACGAUCCCAAUAUGAAGUACGAACUGCAAUUGGCGAAUCCAAAGGAAUUCUAUCACGAACUGCAUCGCACAUCGCAUUUCCUGCUCUUCUCGAAUCUCGAGGAUGGCGGCGAUGGAGCCGGUGCCGAUCGUGAGGAUGUCUAUGCCUAAUUUUUGUACAAUUCAAUUUCAAAAUACUUAUUCUUAGGGCAAAACAAUUUCUAUAAGCGUGUGAACGUCAUCGUCUAGGUACAACAAAUGUUUUACAAUAAAGCCUUCAAUUAAUUUUCAUAA
This is a messenger RNA of Drosophila nasuta, 7439 nucleotides long. It is a transcript of the gene Prp8, whose product is annotated as pre-mRNA processing factor 8. Gene Ontology annotation, cellular component: U5 snRNP; catalytic step 2 spliceosome. The record is from RefSeq and is a predicted model, not a curated record. The transcript is spliced from 13 exons. Gene Ontology annotation, molecular function: pre-mRNA intronic binding; metallopeptidase activity; U5 snRNA binding. Bases 123 to 7316 code for a protein of 2397 amino acids. Lineage: Eukaryota; Metazoa; Arthropoda; Insecta; Diptera; Drosophilidae. Gene Ontology annotation, biological process: mRNA splicing, via spliceosome; spliceosomal tri-snRNP complex assembly.